AUGGUCCACAUUGAGAAUUACACCACGGACCGAGCGCCUGCCAAGUUAUCUCACCUCCCCACGCCCUGGUUCCAAUCUUUAUCUAAUGCAGGCCCGAUAACAGCAUAUCUAUCUCCAUACUCUAGAGUACUUAUUGUCCCCUUGAGAGCAACCUCGAUAGUGCGGCUACGAAAUCACCGAGAUAUUGCUCGUAUCGUUGACAUCUACUGUUGCGGGAAAUAUUUGGUUGUGGCGGUGCAAUAUGUCACACCCAAUGAUAUCCUUGAUUAUUCCAACCACUUCGCAAGCACUCCACGGAUAGAGAAGCUCCAAUCUAUUGAUUUAGGGAAUCCCUAUCUCACUACUACUACUCUUCAAAAACGUCAGCGAAAUACUAGUACACUCCAGCUCCAUACAUUCACCGUUAAGUGUUGUUUCUCGCUAAUAUUCACUCAAAUUCUUGCGGUUGGGAAAAAACGAUCACCCUCAGCUUUUCGAUCCGAACAACAGCCCCACGCUACGAAACCUGUCAUGCUCACCUCGCCGUCAGGAUCCAAACAAUAA
This is a messenger RNA of Morchella importuna, 543 nucleotides long. RefSeq lists its product as uncharacterized. The coding region runs from base 1 to 543 and encodes 180 amino acids. The transcript is spliced from 9 exons. The record is from RefSeq and is a predicted model, not a curated record. Lineage: Eukaryota; Fungi; Ascomycota; Pezizomycetes; Pezizales; Morchellaceae.